Aspergillus affinis is the source of this 657-nucleotide messenger RNA. RefSeq lists its product as uncharacterized. NCBI's taxonomy places the organism in Eukaryota, Fungi, Ascomycota, Eurotiomycetes, Eurotiales, Aspergillaceae. The record is from RefSeq and is a predicted model, not a curated record. Bases 1 to 657 code for a protein of 218 amino acids. The transcript has a single exon.
AUGAAAGCAACCCUCCUCACUAGCAUCACCCUGGCCUUCUCCACGGCCAUGGCCGCCCCGUAUCCCGCCUUCAACGCAGCCAGCGACGGUCUCGCUCGCGCUGAAAACGAAGGAAUGAUGAAACGAAACGAUAAUGCCCUUGCCAUGGCCAACGGCCCUGCUCCGCGCGCAAUCGAGCAAUCGACGAAGCGCAACGGCAAUGUCAUAGCUCUGGCCGAUGGCAUCGAUGCCAACGAAAACGGACAAGCGACGAAACGCGAUGGAAAUGCCCCUAUCGUCGCCAAUGCAGCUGAUGUGCCGUCUGUUGUCAACCUCAGAGAGACCUCCACUGGUAAGCGUGGGGAGAGCAUUAUGAAUAAGCUCAAUGCUGCUGACGUGCCAUCUCUUGCAAAAGAUAAAAAGAUCUCCUCGAACAAGCGUGAGGGCAGCAUCGCGGAUAAGUUCAGCGCUGCGGAUGUGCCGUCUAUUGCCAACUCCGAGGGCGCCACCAAGGGCGAAGAAAACGUGGCAGAUAAACUCAACGCUGCUGACUUGCCGUUUGCGGCCAGCUCUAAGAGGAUCUACUCAGACAAGCGUGUAGAGAACAUGGCAGACAAGGUUAUGAACGAUGCGGCUAUGUUGGGUGGGAAGAGAGAAGAGCAUGUACCAGUCACUUGA